Molecule: messenger RNA, 1722 nt
Organism: Archocentrus centrarchus (flier cichlid)
Lineage: Eukaryota; Metazoa; Chordata; Actinopteri; Cichliformes; Cichlidae
Gene: tle5
Product: TLE family member 5, transcriptional modulator
Exons: 7
Coding region: 864-1454 (196 amino acids)
Biological process (GO): negative regulation of canonical Wnt signaling pathway; regulation of DNA-templated transcription
Cellular component (GO): transcription regulator complex; nucleus
Molecular function (GO): protein binding; transcription corepressor activity
Source: RefSeq, a predicted model, not a curated record
UGACUUUCUGGCUUCACCGCCGCCGCCAAAGCCGCUCUCGAUUCUCCCGCACCCCUCCGUUCAAGAAGGGAUAAACACUGAGAGUUUAAGUCAAGCCGGGGAGCGUUGCAGUUUCAGCGUCAGCAGAGAUUUUUAUUUUAUUUUUACUUCCCACCACCUACCCCCACCUUACUCACGCGACUAAUUUGUUGCCGUUGGACCAAACGGGAUUGAACUUGAAACGAACCCGCAGACAUUUUAUUUCUGAGAUUUCUUCCUCACUUUUUCAUCAGCGUGCUGGCAGCUGACUUGCAGGGAGCGAGCUGAAACCUGCGAGGGGCCAACAGCACGGGGCGAAAAACAGAUAGCGCUAUCCUCCGCUCCGCUCCCGGGCUGCAUCCGAGCGUUACUGCAUGCACGGCGUCGUUAAUUUACCUUCGCUGAGCUCGCGACGCUGCCGCUCGUGUGUUAAGGCGGAAAGCUCCCAACAGCGAUGAAUCAUUUUGACUGACAGCUUUUGAAGAAUUAGCUAGCUUUAGCCAGUGAGAAACCAGCACUGAUGGUGCUUUCCUGCUCACGUUCGCAGUAAAUACGGGGUCGGGACAACGCGUAUAGCACACCGACUCUUUUACCUCUCUAACGGCCGCAAAGUGCAUCACUUAUAAUCAGCGUAAUUUCUUUCUUUUCUUUUUUUUUUUCUUUUCUUUCUUUUUGUAUAAGGGGGUGGUGGGGGGGAGUCCCCUAGCUGCUGUUAGCUAGUCUUCCUGCUAACGCUGGACAGUUCCUGUGUAAGGCUGGGCUAGCUUUGGACAAAAGAAAGAGCAACGCAAGGGGAAAUAUAAACACCGUGUUUGGAAAGGAGAAGCAACAAACAAGGAACUGACAUGAUGUUUCCACAAUCAAGGCACUCAGCCUCAUCGCAGCAGCUGAAAUUCACGACUUCUGACUCCUGUGACAGAAUCAAGGAUGAGUUCCAGUUUCUUCAAGCACAGUACCACAGUUUGAAGCUUGAGUGUGACAAGUUGGCCAGUGAGAAGUCAGAGAUGCAGCGCCAUUAUAUCAUGUACUACGAGAUGUCCUACGGGCUCAACAUUGAGAUGCACAAACAGGCUGAGAUAGUCAAGAGAUUGAAUGGGAUCUGCGCACAGGUCCUCCCCUACCUGUCUCAGGAGCACCAGCAGCAGGUCCUGGCAGCCAUAGAGAGGGCCAAACAGGUCACCCCUCCAGAGAUGAACUCCAUCAUAAGGCAGCAGCUCCAGGCUCACCAGCUGUCUCAGCUUCAGGGCCUGGCCCUGCCCAUGACCCCCCUACCGCUGGGUCUGAGCCAGCCAACCCUCCCCACCGUCACCACCUCCUCUGGUCUCUUCUCCCUCUCUUCCCUGUUGGCCUCCCAAGCCCAGCUGGCCAAGGAGGAGAAAGCAUCACGGGAUGGAGUCGACAGCCACCGCGAGGAGGAUGGAGACAAGUCUGAUUAGAUGGUGUCCCUAUUCAGCUCUGUUUUUAUCCAGAGACCUGAAUCCCACUUGGCCUACAGCCUUUUCCCCUGGUCUCCGUCUCUUUGAACCUACCUAUCAUGGGCUUCAAUUUCAUCUCUUCAGACCCCUAGCCAAUCCCAUCAUUGGGACAUCUUUGGCACAUACCACCUUCUCUCUUGGUAUUCACUGUACUUGGGUUGUUUUUUUUUUUAACCAUGAGAUUGUCUCUCUGUUAUAGAUCUUGUAUCUUCUCUUCAAACGCUCUUUU